CCCUCUCUCUUUUCCCCCUCUCUUUCUCUCUCUGCCUCUGUCAUCCGGCAAGUGGGAUGCAGAAGAUCUGAAAUCCCUCUCCCGCUCUCCGCGCUCCACUAAUACCCCAUCGCAUCACUCGCGGGCUAGAUCAGAGGAGGAGCAUAACAGGGAUAUUUAUCCAGUCAGUGGUGUGUUAUUCACGGGCAUCUCCGUACCUUCGUCUGUUUGCCGGCCACCAAGCCCCACAUUGGAGACUUAUGUUUAUCAUCUUUCGGUAUUGGCGGAACGGAACGGAAGGGAUUUUUGAAGGGAGCUUGCCUACUGUAUGUUUACAGACGUGGAGUAUUUGGUGAAUCUGGAAUUAUCACUUGAGUCUAGAUUGGGCAAUUGCUUUGGGCAUUUUGGUCGUUGUAUUUGUGCAUGAGUGAAGAUGUCAUUUAACUUCUGAGUAUAGAGGGUAGGAGCUGAAUACUGACAACAGAGGGAGGCUGCAGACGCAGACGGCGUUCGCUCUUGCUGUUCUUUGUAGAGACCCUAAAAAUGCAUAGAUGACACAAUUUAAUCUGUGGAAACCUUACUACUAAGAUUCUUUUAGAAGGAAGAAAACGUACCUAGCUUGUUUGUUUGGAAGGUUUAUGUGUGAGAGGAAAGGACUCAUCAUGAAGCCAUCAAUAGCAAUUUGGAAAUCAAAACUCUUACUUUUAAUAAUCAUUGCCCUGUCAUGGCAAACAGCAAUGUCAAUUCGUUUCCUCGGGACUGAGAACACAUUCGCACGAUAUGAGGAGUGGAACAGGACGGUCAACGGAACUCUCAAAUUUGAAUUCAAGACGGAGAGGAGAGAUGCAUUACUGCUCUACACAGACGAUGGGGGCACGGGGUCAAAGUUCUUCUUAGAGCUGGUCUUGGAGAAUGCACAGUUACAAUUACGCUUCCGCAUCAGGAACAAAGCUAGGACAAUAAUCAUCGGGGAAGAAUUGAGUUCAAAUACAUGGCACAAAGUCACACUGAUGAAAAGCCCCGAGGAGUGUGUUAUUAUCUUGAACGGGGAGAGAAAAUCUGGAGCCAUUCCUGAUGGUCAGGCAUCUCUUACCGGCAGUUCAGAUUUGUUUAUUGGUGGUGUCCCACGUAUUUUGCCUCUUACCUACAUCUCUCAUCCGGAGGUCAAAUUUCUGAAUCGCUUUGAAGGGCACGUCCGAAAUCUAGUGUACCUGGUGAGCGAGCGACCCAAAAGAUGGUACCGUCCUGAAUCUAUGGCAGCGAAUGGCAUCGAUGAAGACCCUUCUGAUCUGUGUGGCAGUGAUGACUUCUGCAGGAACCAAGGAUUAUGUGUCAGCUCUGAUGCAGAUGCAGAGUGUGAUUGCUCUGGAACAGGCUACACAGGUCUCACUUGUGAAACACCACUCAUACCCCAAACACAAUCUGAAGAAGCACCUGAUGAAAAAGAAGGUAAAACGGCCACAUCAGCUACCUUUGAUGGAAAUACCUACAUCAGCUACAGUCUCAUCAAGAAGAAGAUCUCCAAUAAUCGUGAUGAAGUCCUCUUUGAGUUCAGGACCCAGUCCCCAGCGGGUCUGAUCCUGAGUGUAGGGGAGGAGUAUGACUACAUCUACGCUGCUAUGAAUGGAGGCAGGAUUGAGAUAGCUAUUAAUCUCGGAUCAGGAGAGUAUAGAGAGUUUAUCACAGCCAGGAGAGGACAAAGUGGAUUCAUCGAUAAUGAGUGGCAUAAAGUUAGGAUUACGAGGGAGAAUACAGAGGUAACAAUAAGAGUGGAUGAGAGUAUCAUGGCAACUGGGAACACAGAGGGGGAUUUCAUGCGCCUCGGGGCCACCAGGGAGUUUCUGGUAGGGGGUGCAGCCAAUCCAGAGCUGGUACCUGGAUACAGAGAGGUGUCACAGAACUUCAGAGGCAAUCUCAGAGAUGUUGUUUACAAUGGAGAAGACUUUAUGCUUGAGCUUCUUGAGUUGGCUAUCAGCGGCGAUGACUUCACUCAGGUCUUUGGUGAUAUCACCUUCACAACAGAAGAUGUCGAUGCUAUCGAUCCUAUCACUUUCCUCAGUGAAGAAUCCUUCCUUCUUCUUCCAAAAUGGAUGGCAAAGACGGAGGGGACGCUUUCCCUGAGCUUCCGAACCAACGAGCCAUCGGGCGUGAUCAUGUACAACCGAGGUGCUGAUCACAUCACAGACUUCUUUGCUCUGGAGUUGAUGGACGGCUAUCUGCACCUGAUCCUAGAUCUGGGAUCUGGAUCUAUUCGCUAUAGGGCCGAUUCUCUCCCUCUCAAUGAUGGGCUGUGGCAUUCAGUCCUGCUCUAUAGGCAUCAUAAUAGAGGAACACUGCAGAUUGACAAUGAAGACCCAGGCAAGUUUAACGUUGGAGGUACAAGUAAGCAUCUCAACCUGGUGGACCAUCUGGUGCUGGGAGGAAUUGAUUUUGUGAAUGAUUCUAACUUCUUACCAAUGGACCUAUACAGUGGGGCAUUGAGGAGGGGCUACGUAGGGUGUCUCAAGAACCUGGUCCUACAGGGGACCUCCAUUGAUCUUCCUAGCUAUGCUCUAAGACAACAUACUGGUAAUGAGAUUGGAGUCUACUGCAGGGACGAAGAAGGGCAGUGUCCCAGCACCCCUUGUAGUCAUGAAGGAACAUGCACGGAAGGCUGGAACAGGUAUAUCUGUGAUUGUCGUAUAACUGGCUAUACGGGAAAGACAUGUGACGAAGAGGUAGCACGACUGUCAUUCAAUGGUAACCAGUACAUGCGCAUCACGGUAUCAGCAAACUCCCGUAGCAAGGUAGAAGACAUCUUCCUCAGGUUCCGCACGCGCUUCCCGGACGGCCUCCUGGUGGCGACCUCAUCCGAUAACGUGAUUGAUAUGCUGAUGGUGGAGGUGAAGCAAGGUUUGAUACGAGUGAUCACCAACUACGGUAUUGGUCAGACGAUGAUCACCGCAGGACACGGUCUGGAUGAUAAUCGAUGGCAUGCAGUCCAUGUCCAGCGGCGAGAUGACCGUCUCAUGGUCACUGUGGAUAAUACUGACAGAGCAGAAGCAUUUAACAUAACGUAUGGAGUGAGUGAAAACUUCCAGAGUGGAAUCCUUGAUUAUCAUUACAUCGAGGUUGGGGGUGUUGCAAAUCGGGAGAGCAUGCCGGACAACCCUUUAAACUUCGUCGGUCACAUGGAGCAGUUCCUGUACAACAACCAACCAUACUUUGACAUGGCUAAGGCACGGGAUCUGGACUACAUCAGAUUGAAUGCAACGUUUGGUGAGAAGAUGAGUCAGAGGCCAAAGGUCAAUCCCUUCACCUUCAGAACAAAAGAAGUCUUCGUCCAACUGGAGACACCCGACUCCUAUCCAGCCCUGACGCUCUUCUUUCACUUCAAGACCACGGAAUCCAAUGGUCUGCUGCUCUACAGCAGCGGUGGCCGUACUGACUUCAUCUCUGUUGGUCUAGUGGAGGGUCAGAUACAGUACGCCUUCAACAUGGGGGCCGGACCAGUCAAGAUCCACGCCAACACGCCCCACAUGCUCAAUGACAACAAAUGGCACGAAGUCUCCGUCUCAAAGAACAGUGGAGGUCGACAUGUCCUGCAAGUGGAUAACUCGAUGAGUAUUGCUCAACCGUCACCCAAGGCAAGACAUCUGGACCUGACUGAGAAUCUCUAUGUGGGCGGCGUAUCUACAGAUAUGUACGAGGAUCUACAGAGCGGGGUGGAGGCCAGAGUUGGCUUCCAGGGCUGCUUUGCAUCUCUAGAAGUCAAUGGCAGGAAACAGGAUCUGGAGGACUCGGCCAUCAGCAUUGAGAUGGACAAAUCCAACCUCAAACGUGGCUGUGAAGAUAAUGGUGACCUAUGCCUAGCGGAUGUAUGUGCUAAUGGAGGGUUAUGUAUACCAGGCUGGAAUGGGUAUAGUUGUGAUUGCAGGAUGACCAGCUUCUCAGGGGUCAAUUGCUCAGGAGUGAGUACAUCAUUUGGUUAUGGAACCGGUGGUGGUGUCAUCUCCUUGGAGAUCCCUGAGUCUCAAUGGUUACGGACUGAUCAUGAUGAUCUGAGUAUGGGAAUGGCUACCAGGUCAGCGAACGCCAUCAUAGCUCGUAUCGACAGUGCUACGUCUGAUGACUACAUCGAAAUGGAACUGGUCAACGGUUAUCUGUGGACGAUGUAUAACUUUGGAUCAGCCGAUCACAUGAUCAGUGACGACACCAAUCGCAUCAACGAUGGCUCGUAUCAUGUCAUCCAUUUCUCAAGGACUGGGGCCAACGCUUCUCUGCAGAUAGACCAGUAUGCUCGUAUUCAUAAGACACCAAAAGGCAAACAGUCUACAUUCUUUGACGAUCAGGCGAUAAUCAACCUCGGCGGACGCGGAGAAAUGAGCGACAGCAAACGGAAAAGAAGAAGAAGAGCACCCGCCUCAUCUCAGUUUGAAGGCAUGAUGUCCGGUCUCUCAUACAAUGACAUGAGAGUCCUAGAUAUGGCAGCGUCAGACGACCCACGUGUCGUACUCAGCGGGAACGUAGGCGAGCUCGAGAAUCCAGAGAAUUACAUCUAUGGGACACCGAUACCAACAACGUCAGAUGAGAGUACCAUCUACCGCAUCACUACCACCAGGAAGACUCCAGUAUUACCCCCUAUUCUCAAUGUAUCUAGUACAGCUAAUUCAGAUCUUACAUCUCCUACAAAGAUUACAAUGUCAAUAGCCCCGACUUCUGAUGGUGAAUAUACACCUGAUGAUCAAGACAUUAUUUUUGUGACUGGAUCAGGAUGUAUGUCAGAUGUACCUGAGGACUGCACUCCACAAGCAGCAGUAACUCCCAGAGGUGAGGAUAUCUUUGUACCAGGAGAGACAAUGAGUACACCCCCUCCUGACAAGCCUGGUGCCCCCGUCACCACCGAGUCUGCUUCACCCAUGUCCCCUCAGCCCCUUCCCCCUUCCAGCACGGAGCCAGGAUCAGGAUGUGACGAUGAUGACGAGGAUUGUAUGACUGCAUCAGGAGAGAAUUCAGGCACCAAGCCAAGUCCUACCAAAGACUUCACUUUCACCCCCGUGGAUGCUACUGGGGUAACGGUAGCAGGAUCCACACCCCAAUCAGGUGCCAGCCAGGGUAACAAUGGUUUUGAUUUCCUGGGUGAAGCUGGGCUGGUAGUGGGCGCCGUCUCCGCAGCUGCCGUUAUAUUCAUCCUCGUCAUCCUCGCUAUCUACAAAUUCAAGAAUCGCAAUGAAGGCUCGUACCAGAUCAACGAGAGUCGGAAUUAUGACUAUGAAGCGACGCGCACCUCCCUCUUACCCGCGACAGCCACAAACGGUACCCUACCAUCAAAACCAAAACCUUCAUUACCACCAGAGUAUGCGACAAAAGAAUGGUAUGUCUAGCAGUAGAUGGUAGGUCUAGAUAGAUAUAGCACAUUAUAUGUAGCUUUGUCUUCUUUUUGUAUAUUUGAAGAUUUAAAACAAAAAAAUCACAUAUAUGAUAUAGUAUUUCAAUCCAAACUAUUCUAACAGUGUGUGUAUAUAUACAAAGCAAUGUCCUAUGCUAAUUUGAUAUGCAAUUAUGAAACUAUGACGCAUUUUGAUGGAUGCUUCAUGUGUAGUACUUAAGGUUGAUUUUAUGGAUCUUGCCAGUAUGUCAAAAUGAAUACAUGUAAUAUACAAGUCACACCCAAUUUAUAGACCUCAACCAAUUUUAAUUAUUGUAAUUUUUUGUUGGUAAUGCAUUUUUUAUUUUCUUGAUUUCAAAUUAUAGCUUUAACCAUUUGAUAAAACACAUAAAAAGGCCAUGUCUAGUUUAAUAUCCUGAUGUAAAACUGUGAUAUUUACAGGCUUAUCUUUAAAAGUAUACAUGAACCUUUCUCAGUAGAAUUUGGAACAACAAAUAAUUCAGUUUGCAAUUUAAAGUUCAGUGUUUGCAUAUGUACUUAUGAAUCAUCAAAUGGUUGUUGAAUGAGAAGCAUUAAGUCACACCAUUUUCUAUCUUCCAAUAAAUUGUUUGUCAUGUCUGCGUUAUCAUUCUACUUGUAUAGUUAUGAUACAGAUACCGAUAAGCUUCUGUUUAUGGACAUUUAUGCUUUAUAAACCGACAUGUAUCAUUGUAAUUUUAGGAAGGAGUAGUGUUUGUUUGAUGGACUUUAUUCUUUCACCAUGUCUGGUAGCAACAGGUAGUGAACUUUAGUUUAUUCAUAUCCUAUUUCAAAUCUUUUAUCUGUAAAAACAGAAGGUCAAAGUUCAUUGAUACUAUAUCAACAUGUAGUAUCAAUAUACUAGAUAUAGUACUUGGUAUAAUAUCAAUAUACCAAGUAUUUUAUUUUCAACUACCAGACAACUACGAGACUGUUGCAUUGAAAACUUUAUGGCAUUUGAAUAAAUGAAUGUAUAAGCUUUCAUAAGUAAUGUCCAGGCUUGUAUGCACGGAGUACAUGUACCGGUAUAUCAAUUAGACCUUGGCUUAUCUUUUUCUAUCUUAAAUAACAUUAACAAGUUGUUAUCAAUGACAGUCGCUGUUGAUACACUGUCAUAACAUUUCUCAUUAAAGUCCUAAUAAGAAGCUUCUUAAAGUUUCUUACAUAUGUUGUAUAUCUUUAUUGUUUGUGUAAGCGUUAGGAUGUUGUUGACUUACAUGUAAUUGGGUGCUACCAGUAAAGUGAGUUACAUGUAUCCAUAUAUUUGCUUCACUUUUCAUUUUGUGUUUUUGCUCUAUAUGAAGCACUUGUAACCACCUCUUCCUUUACAUACAACUCAUAAGAAUGUAUUGAUCAAACUUAUUUGAUCACUAGAUGUAAUGUAUAGAGUUAUCCACUUAGAAAAUGCUGUAUGAUUUCAAUUGAAUUCACAUUAUUUAUACUAGAUGAUAAGUAUGGAAUGUGAAACAGAUUUUUUUCUUCUCCAGCUGUAUUCAAAAUUAUUUGCAAUCAAAUCUACUAACACAUUUACGGACAAGAUGCAAUCAUGAUGUAUGAACUGAAAUGGACUUUGAUUUUCUUUUUUUGCAUUGAAAAUAAUCUAAUAAGCUUAGGAAAUCAAGAUUGGAUGAGAGCUAUAGUUCUAUCUUUUGAUAGUAAAAAUUACAGAAACUGAAAUUCGAAGAAACAAGGCACAGUACUGAAUUGUUUUGAAAAUUUGUUGAAACAAGUAAUAUAUAGAUUUGUAUGUAUGACAUUAGUGACACACAUGCAAAUUAAAUCAGUUUAUGCUGAUUUGAAUCUGUAGGAAUCCAAAAUCAAAGUAGCAACAUUUCAAUACGAGGAUUUUAUAAACUCUUGUCCUUGCAACAGAGAAGGUCAAAUGAUUAAUCAGCAGCUUUUGCAGUCAGUGUUUUAGGUUUUAUUUGGUAACUUUGAAUUCCUUUUCAGGAUUUGCAAUCUCCAGAGAAAUUCAUUUAUGAUUAUAGAUUUGUUGUUAAAUGUGUGCUAAAUUUAAACAAGCUUAAUGAAGUCUUUGAUUGGACUUGAAUGAAUGAUUACAUUACACGUUCUUGUUUAUAUAAAAGUAUAAAUCAGUGUCCUUUAUUUAUGUAAUGUUUUUUUUAUAAUUCAGUGAUGUAUAAACUUACACAUGAAAUGAAUAAAGAGAAACAAUGUACUAAAAUCUCAGAGAAGAUGAAAUUGCCAGGUGCAAUUAUUGGAUGAAAAGUCAAGACAAGAUCUUUAGGAAAUACAUGUAUUGUCAUUUUAUUAUUAAUAUUAUUACUAUUAUUAUGCUGUCAUGUAAAUAUGGAUGCCCUGUAAAUCUUACAUUCCUUUUCACACAAAAUAUGUUCUGUAGAGAUAACAGAUACAGGUUUACAAAUGAGAUAUUGUAUAGUUUGAAAACGAAUGAGUGAUGUACAUAGAGAUAUGUAUUUAGUAUGUAACAUAAAUAACAUAUUAGUCUGCUAAAAAAAGACACACAGACUAUAAUGUUCAGAGAAAUAUGUAGUAGAAUUAGUUAUAUUUUUAGAAAAUACUGAUCAGUAGUUUUUGUGAUUGCCAUCUUUGCUGAUUUGCAUGUUCAUUUUUAUUUCUUAUAUUUCUAUCCAAGCAUCUGCAUUGCUUUCAGAACUUAUAUUAAUUAGAACUAUACUCUUAAAUAUGGUUUAUUAAUUCAUAAUUAGUCCUAUAGUAAAAACAAAUGAAUGAUAAGUUCUGUAAAUUUUCCUUUUCUUGAGUUAACUUUGAAGGAGAGCAACUGCAGAGAACUAGUUCCGUUUCAUUGCUCAAAAGAAAGAAAAUACUAUUUUCUGUUCAGAGCCAGAAGGGUGUUAAUGCUGUUAAAGUUUACGAGUUAAUACCGGUACCCUUUUGUCUAGAAAGCAAGGGAGAUGACCUACGGGCUUAACAUUAUCAUCUUUUUAUUUUAAUAUUAUCUUCUGAGAGCCAGAAAGAUGUGAGGUGUGUUCAAGGAUAUGAGUUAAUGUCCUUUUUGCUCUCAGCAGGCAUGUUGUGUAUGUAAUGUAUAAUGAAGAAGUUUAAAAGACGAUGGUUUAUUAAAGGUAAUGCAGCAUCCCAUUUCAAAGUUGGCCAUACUCGUAAUUAGGCUUAUUUAUAGUCAUAGAUAUGUACCAAGACCAAUAAGUCUAAGAAUAUAACCAUAUAUUUGUACAAAGAUUUCAUUCAUGCAUUGCAUUAUGGGAGAACAUACACCAUAAUUAUUUACCAAUUGCUUCAUUUAUAAGCUAAUACAUUUAUUUUCUUGCAAAAUUAUUUCAUACCUCAGCAUAUUAAUCGCACACACAGUAAUGCAUUGUCUGUUGAGAGCCAGAAGGUGGUUAAGCUGUGUUUAAUACAAGAUAAUGCCCUUCUGUCUCCAAGCAGAGAGUUUACCAAUUUAUGUGCCCUCAGUUAUGAUAAGCCUGUACCUAGUUUUCUUACAUUGCUGAGAUUGGUUCUAAUAAGAGUGUAUAUGCUGCAGGGAAGCAAGUUUGAAAAACAAACUUAGAAAAGUAUUUUAUUCUAGGUUCCUCCCGAGUACAGUAAACAAUGUUUGUAUUUGAAUACAUGUAUAUUUCUUAAAAGUUGGAAAAUGGAAGCUUGUAAAAAAUAAUUUCCACAACAUAUGGGUGCUGUGUUGUUAGUUUCUCAUAAUGUAAGAGUAAUUUAUGUUAAAAUUUAGCCAGGAAUCACGUAUAGCAUACAACCAACAAAU
This is a messenger RNA of Strongylocentrotus purpuratus (purple sea urchin), 9086 nucleotides long. Its product is annotated as neurexin-3. The transcript has 20 exons. The record is from RefSeq and is a predicted model, not a curated record. Gene Ontology annotation, molecular function: calcium ion binding. Bases 618 to 5342 code for a protein of 1574 amino acids. Lineage: Eukaryota; Metazoa; Echinodermata; Echinoidea; Camarodonta; Strongylocentrotidae.